Molecule: messenger RNA, 1237 nt
Organism: Actinia tenebrosa (Australian red waratah sea anemone)
Lineage: Eukaryota; Metazoa; Cnidaria; Anthozoa; Actiniaria; Actiniidae
Product: protein mono-ADP-ribosyltransferase PARP14-like
Biological process (GO): negative regulation of gene expression; protein poly-ADP-ribosylation
Cellular component (GO): cytoplasm; nucleus
Molecular function (GO): NAD+ poly-ADP-ribosyltransferase activity; transcription corepressor activity; RNA binding
Source: RefSeq, a predicted model, not a curated record
UGAAUGCUCUUUCUUAGGUAUUUGCUUCCAGUGACCAGGACUUGAACGAAGCAGAAUCUAAUCUCAUAGCCCUAGUGAAAGAAAAAUCGAGAAAGAAAGAGAUCCAUCAUGAAGCGAUUGGCACACUUUCAGAGAGCCAAAAUCAACGGAUUAUGCAGUUUCAGACAACGCAUAAUACUACAAUCCAAAUAGACAAGAAAAUCAACCGCAUUGUUGUUCGGGGCGAUUCUGAAGAUGUAUUCAUUGCUACUAUAGCUAUCAAUAAAAUAUUGAAUGAAAAAUCUAAAGAAGAAGAUGGUCGUAAAUUUGCUGAGCUGUUGUCCUUGAAUGUACAGUGGGCUUACGUGUAUGACGGUGAAGCAAUUCCCUACAACAUCGAAACUAAUGCCGCAAUAGAACAAGCGCAUGAAUGUAAGGAGCCAUUUUUUAUCGUGAAUCUGGCUGAAGAAGAUGGCAUAUCUAGUUACAAGAUUGAUUUCAGAGAAAUGACAGAAACUGAUCUGGAAACCAAUGAAACUAUUCAAGUAGAGAGAAAAGUGAAAAYAGCAGGGAUUCGGGUCCCGGGUAACUGGGAUCCGCAACCGUCAGACAGUGAUGGUAAAGAACUGGUCGUUCAUCUGGUUCUUCUGGACCAAAAUUCGAAAGAGUACGAUGACGUCAAGAAGGCCGUAGAAAAGACGCGCUCACCGACCAAUAUCAUUAAGAUUGAGCGAGUACAAAACCCUUCUCGCUACAGGGCAUACAUGGUGAAGAAACAGGAACUGGAUGACAAAAAUGGCAGCAACGAAAAAAAGCUGUUCCAUGGGACUGCUCCUGAAACAUGUAAGCUAAUCAACCUCAAGGGGUUUAAUAGGAGCUAUUGUGGGAAAAACGCAACCUAUUUUGGAARAGGCGUUUACUUUGCUCGAGAUGCUUCAUACUCGAUGAGUACUAAAUAUUCUCCUCCAGAUUCAUCAAAAAACCGCUACAUAUAUCUGGUCAACGUACUGGCAGGGGAGUAUGCAAAGGGAAGUCCGGCUACUAUUUCACCACCGCCAAAGGACCCUAACAUUCCUACAAUAACCUAUGAUAGUGUGGUGGAUGACGUUUCAAACCCAUCAAUGUACGUUGUUUUCCAUGACGACCAAAACUAUCCAGAGUACYUGAUAACGUUUCAGUGAAUUAUCUUUGAGCUGAAAGAAAUAGUUCAACUUGUAUAAUAUUAUUUUGGAAGUGCCACCUCCCAACGCGUAGCUUA